UUUCAGUAUUUCUCGGUCUUCAGUCUCGAGCUCUAAGCUUCUUCAUCCAUCAAUAAGCAAAGGUUCUCUGCAACCUUUACAAAUACUCUCCAAGAUCAUAGACCCAUGAGCUUUCUCACUUACUCCAUGGCUUCUGCCUUCAAAUUUCCCUUCUUUCUGUUUCUCUUUUAUCAAGUUUUCAUUCCCAUUUGGGCUUCAGAUGAUGCAGAGAUUCUUCUUUCCUUCAAGUCCUCCAUUGAAGAUCCAAUGAACUCUCUCUCAACUUGGUCCAACACUUCUUUCACCCCUCUAUGCAACUGGACUGGAAUAACCUGCUCCCCCAGCCCUUCUUUCUCAGUCACUUCUCUCAAUCUCCAAGGCCUCAACCUUUCUGGCGAAAUCUCCACUUCAAUCUGUGAACUACCCAAUCUCUCUUAUCUUAACCUUGCUAACAACUUCUUCAACCAGUCCAUCCCUCUUCAUCUCUCUCAAUGUGGUGCUUUGGAGACAUUGAACCUCAGCAACAAUUUCAUAUGGGGAACAAUCCCAGAUCAGAUUUCUCAGUUUAUGUCCUUGAGAGUGCUGGACUUGAGCAGAAAUCGUGUGGAAGGGAAGAUCCCUUAUGGCUUAGUAUCUCUAAAGGGCCUACAAGUUCUCAACUUGGGGAGUAACUUACUUUCAGGUAUUGUCACUUCCUUUGUUUUUGGGAGCUUGACUGAGCUUGUGGACCUCGAUUUGUCUGAAAAUCCAUUAUUGUCGAGUGAGAUACCUGCAGAGGUUGGGAAUCUUGAUCAACUUCAGCGACUUCUGCUUCAGUCCUCUGGUUUCCAUGGUGAGAUUCCUGAUUCGUUUGUAGGUUUACGUCGUUUGGAGGUUUUAGACCUUUCUCAGAACAAUUUAACAGGUGGGUUUCCUCUAGGUCUCGGUUUUGGUCUUGAGAAUCUGAUAUCUUUUGACGUCUCUCAGAACAAACUAUCUGGUUCAUUCCCUUCUGGUAUCUGCCGUGGAAAAGGUCUGAUAAACUUCAGUGUUCAUACAAAUCUUUUAACUGGUUCUAUAACUGAUUCAUUCGAUGAUUGCUUGAAUCUUGAGAGGUUUCAAGUCCAGAACAAUGGAUUUUUGGGGGAAUUCCCUGAUGCAUUGUGGUCAUUGCCAAAUAUAAAGCUUAUCAGAGCUGAAAACAAUAGGUUGUCGAGUGAAAUACCCGAAUCAAUAUCAAUGGCUGCUCAACUGGAGCAAGUUCAGAUAGAUAACAACAGCUUCAUUAGUAAAAUUCCUUGGGGCCUUGGCAGGGUUAGGAGUCUCUAUAGGUUCUCGGCAUCUCUUAAUGGCUUGUAUGGCGAGAUUCCAGAAAACUUCUGCGAUUCACCCAUCAUGAGUAUAAUCAAUCUCUCUCACAAUUCACUGAUAGGUAGAAUUCCUGAGCUUACAAAAUGUAGGAAACUAGUUUCAUUGUCUUUAUCAGACAACAGUCUCAGUGGAGACAUCCCUACUUCUCUUGCUCAAUUACCGGUGCUGACCUAUCUUGAUCUUUCUGAUAAUAAUCUCACUGGUUCAAUCCCACAAGAGCUACAGAAUCUGAAGCUUGCCCUGUUCAAUGUCUCUUACAAUCGGCUAUCCGGUAGGGUUCCAUCAUCUCUAAUCUCAGGAUUUCCGGCUUCAUUCCUGCAAGGAAAUCCAGACCUCUGUGGACCAGGAUUACCCAAUUCCUGCUUGGAAGAAAGACCAAAGUCCAUUGGGCCAACCAAACUGACAUGUGUAUUGAUAUCGAUUGCUUUUGCUGCUGGUCUCAUGGUUGUUGCUGCUGGAUUUUUUGCGAUGUACCGAUCCUACAAGUUGAAAUCUCACCGUGGAGCUUGGUGCUCAGUGUUCUAUUAUCCUCUAAGAGUCACUGAACAGGGUUUGAUUAUGGGAAUGGAUGAGAAAAGUGCCAUUGGUAAUGGAGGAGCUUUUGGAAGAGUUUACAUUCUCAGGCUGCCAGGUGGUGAAUUUGUUGCUGUAAAGAGGCUAAUGAAUUUUAAGAGUCAGUCUUGGAAAGCUUUGAAGGCUGAGGUCAAGACAUUAGCUAAAAUCAGGCACAAGAACAUCACUAAGCUUAUGGGGUUUUGCUAUUCCGAAGAUUCGAUACUUCUUAUUUAUGAGUUUGCACAUAGGGGGAGUUUAGGGGACUUGAUUUGCAGGUCAGAUUUUCAGUUAGAGUGGAGUAUUAGGUUGAAGAUUGCCGUUGGAGCUGCUCAAGGACUGGCUUAUCUUCAUAAGGAAUACAUUCCACACUUACUGCACAGGAACGUCAAAUCAACAAACAUCCUCCUUGAUGCAGAUUUUGAACCAAAGAUCACAGAUUUUGCACUUGACCGGAUUGUUGGAGAGUCUGUUUAUGUGUCAUCCAUGGCUUCUGAAUCAGGGUCUUAUUGUUACGUGGCACCAGAGCAUGGAUAUAUCAAGAAAGCGACUGAACAAAUGGAUGUUUACAGCUUUGGUGUUGUGUUAUUAGAGCUCAUCACUGGUAGACAAGCUGAGCAGCCAGAGUUUGGGGACUCCAUCGAUAUCGUGAAAUGGGUUCGGAGGAAAAUUAAUGUGGCCAAUGGAGCCUUCCAGGUCUUGGACCGCAGGGUCUCCAACACAUCACAGCAUGAGAUGUUGGGUGCUUUAGAAGUUGCCCUCCGCUGCACUUCCGUCAUGCCUGAGAAACGACCAACAAUGUUUGAGGUUGUUAGAUCACUUCAGUCCCUUGACUCCAAAGCCCGAUUCCAUUCUGUAUUUCCUGCUAGUGUUGAGUUAUGCUCCCCUAACGAGCAUUCAGAAUCAAGCAGAGCUUAAACGGAAUGACUUCCUGUGCACAUUUUUUGGUUUUUGGGUUUGUAAAUUCAUCUCUGGUUCUUGUGUUUCAAUUUUAUCUGUUUCAGAAUUGGUUUUUGUAAUCAGUUCCAGAAUCUCUCUGGGAUUUUUAUAAAUAGUGAUGCAUUUUGUUUAUAUU
Messenger RNA from Telopea speciosissima, 2956 nucleotides. RefSeq names its product probably inactive leucine-rich repeat receptor-like protein kinase At5g06940. Gene Ontology annotation, molecular function: receptor serine/threonine kinase binding; protein kinase activity; ATP binding. NCBI's taxonomy places the organism in Eukaryota, Viridiplantae, Streptophyta, Magnoliopsida, Proteales, Proteaceae. The transcript is spliced from 2 exons. The record is from RefSeq and is a predicted model, not a curated record. Gene Ontology annotation, biological process: protein phosphorylation. Bases 106 to 2799 code for a protein of 897 amino acids.